UCACGAUCGCCCGUUCAGAUUAACCAGCACAAGGAUCGUUACGUCGGUUACAUCGGUAACAAGUAGAGAGAGACCCUGAAGAGGGGGUUCGAAGUGCAUAUACUGACAGUCGGUUGGUAGGGAGAUUUUUGUUUCAAUAGUGGUGGGACGAAAGUUAGGUGUUACUGAGCACCAGAAGACGAACUGGCGACCGGACGGAGAGAGGCGGAAGGGCGGGGAUCUGCGAAGAAAGGCAAGAGCUAUAAAAGAGGCACCGGUUCCGACGAUGGGCAUCAAACACCUCAACAUGAAGGUGUUCGCGAUUACGAUUCUUUUGGCGCUCGUAGCCACUGCCUAUGCCGGUUACAUAAGCAGCGGUUGGUCUGGUGGAGGUGGUGGCUGGAAUGGAGGUGGCUGGUCCGGUGGCGGUGGUGGUGGUGGCUGGAAGUAUGGAGGUGGUGGAGGUGGAGGCGGAGGUGGCGGAAAAAUCAUCAAAGUGAUCACUGUUAGCGGUGGAGGCGGUGGAUGGCCUAGUGGGGGUGGUGGUGGAUGGGCUGGAGGUGGUGGCGGAUGGCCGAGUAGUGGCGGUGGUGGAUGGAAAGGAGGAUGGAGCGGUGGUGGUGGUGGAUGGAGCGGUGGUGGUGGGGGAGGCGGCUGGUGGUAAAGGACAACUGGGAACCAAGCGAAUAAUUAGAAGGAAAUUUUGCUCACCGAUCACCACCAGUGCACAUCUUGGCUGUAAUCACCGAUUCUCGGUUCACGAAGAGACAGACCUGACCCCUCUCCUUACUGAUUCUUUUUCUUCUUCUUUUUUUUUUAUUCUUGUACGCGAGGAAAAGCAUCCAUGGAGAAAGAAGGUGGAGAUAACGUGAUCGCGACCGAGGAACCAUGUUUCCAUUUCGCAAGUUCCGAGAUACAAGCGCGCAAAAAAGAAAAAAGAGGACAAUAGUGAAUCCAUGGACAGCAAAGAACAAGAUCACACUUCCGAGGUUUCUUUUCUUCCUGGCAAUGUGUACGUGUUGAAAGUGAGUUUUGGAUGUACGUAGAGAUUACCAAUCCACUUCGAGGCAAAUUUUGGAUCUGUUGUCGAAUCACACUAUCAGGAUAUAAAAAUUUUCUAGAUUAUUGUAUCCGUGUAAAAGUGUUUUCUUUCGAUUAGAAAUUGAAUCUGAUGAUAUUUGAUCUGUUGAGUUCGUAGAACAUCUUGUGUGAGGGUAUGGGUAUGGGCUACUCUUCGAUCAAAAUAUUUAGCAAAUAAUAUUGUAGAUAUUGUACAUUUAAUCCCAUAUCGUUAUAGUAUGUACAUGUAUGUAAGAUCCAGUUUUCAAGUAAAAUGAAAUAAAAAUAUGAAAAUUGAUGUGGGAGAAAAAAUAAUUUACACUGUAUAGGAUUAUUUUUGUACCUUUAUAAUUGAUUUACACAUUUUUAAUCAGCAAGAAUUAAAAAUUUAUUGACACACAAAA
Messenger RNA from Apis cerana (Asiatic honeybee), 1442 nucleotides. RefSeq lists its product as uncharacterized. The record is from RefSeq and is a predicted model, not a curated record. Lineage: Eukaryota; Metazoa; Arthropoda; Insecta; Hymenoptera; Apidae.